This is a messenger RNA of Eriocheir sinensis (Chinese mitten crab), 5178 nucleotides long. RefSeq names its product pyruvate carboxylase, mitochondrial-like (gene PCB). Gene Ontology annotation, molecular function: pyruvate carboxylase activity; metal ion binding; ATP binding. Gene Ontology annotation, biological process: gluconeogenesis; pyruvate metabolic process. The coding region runs from base 415 to 4005 and encodes 1196 amino acids. Gene Ontology annotation, cellular component: cytoplasm. The record is from RefSeq and is a predicted model, not a curated record. The transcript has 25 exons. NCBI's taxonomy places the organism in Eukaryota, Metazoa, Arthropoda, Malacostraca, Decapoda, Varunidae.
AGGGAGGGAGGGGGGGUUGGGGAGGGACACAGAGCCGGUUGAUAGUAAUUUUUAAUGAAUUCGCCUCGCGUAGAACCCUCCUGUGGCGCUGACUACAAAAUCGGAAGUAUAUUGAUUGUACUCCUCUUUCCCUCUCUCCCUCCCUACGCAUCUUUUCUCCUCCCUUUCUACCAAUCGACGGGAAUAAGUUUGAAAUGGAGGAAGCCGUCUUAGUUAGGCCGUGCGAUGUUAGGCUUUCCCACAUCUACUUGGUAUUCAUCUCUGCCGCAGCUGUUGCCAAACAGUUGAGUCCACUCCUGAAGCCAGCCACUGCGUGUCUUGGGGAGGAGCAGCCAGCCACACACCCUCCUAGCAGCAGGGCCAGGCCUGCAGGGCACUGAACAGUUCUGUUUGACUUUGGUGAAGCCUCUCAAGAUGUUGGGUGCCCACUUGUCCCGGCUGCGGCUGCUGGUCCAGCCCCGCCAAGGCCUGGCCUCGGCCCUGCGGCUGGCCAGCUCAACCUCCAGUAUUGAAUACGAGCCAAUCAAAUCUGUCCUUGUAGCUAACAGAGGUGAAAUUGCCAUUCGAGUUUUCCGGGCAUGCACGGAGCUGGGCAUACGGUCCGUUGCCGUGUACAGUGCACAAGACAAAAUGCACAUGCACAGACAGAAGGCAGACGAGUCGUACAUCAUCGGCCAGGGACUGUCCCCAGUGGACGCAUAUCUCUGUAUUCCUGAGAUCAUCCGUGUAGCGAAGGAGAAUAACGUGGACGCCAUUCACCCCGGCUAUGGGUUCCUGUCGGAGCGCUCAGACUUUGCCCAGGCGUGUAUUGACAACAACCUGCGGUUCAUUGGACCCUCGCCUGUGGUGGUGCAGAAGAUGGGUGACAAGGUGGCUGCCCGGCAGACAGCCAUUAAUGCUGGUGUGCAAGUGGUUCCCGGCACAGACCAUCCCGUCACCUCAGCAGACGAUGCCUACGAGUUCUGCGUCAAGUAUGGCCUGCCAGUAAUGCUAAAGGCAGCCUAUGGAGGGGGCGGCCGAGGCAUGAGGGUGGUGCGGGAACUAAAUGAUGUGAAGGAAAGCUUCCGCCGAGCAUCGUCUGAAGCUGAAGCUGCCUUUGGAAAUGGUGCCAUGUUCAUUGAGAAGUUCAUCGAGAAGCCGAGACAUAUUGAGCUGCAGGUGCUGGGUGACAAGGCCGGAAACGUCGUGCACCUGUACGAGCGAGACUGUUCUGUGCAGAGGCGUCACCAGAAGCUUGUAGAGGUUGCUCCAGCCCCAAACUUGGACCAAAGGGUGCGGGAGGCCAUGGCAGCUGAUGCAGUCAAGUUGUGUAGGAGUGUUGGCUAUGAGAAUGCUGGCACUGUUGAGUUCCUGCUGGACAACCAAGGGAACUACUACUUCAUAGAGGUCAAUGCCCGUCUGCAGGUGGAGCACACGUGUACAGAGGAGAUCACUGGGAUUGACUUGGUGCAGUCGCAAAUCCGCAUCGCCGAGGGGAUGACUCUGCCUGAGCUGGGCAUGACUCAGGAGAAGAUCACAGCCCAGGGGUGUGCCAUUCAGUGCAGAGUCACAACAGAGGAUCCUGCCAAGGGUUUCCAGCCAGACACAGGGAGGCUGGAGGUGUUCCGAAGCGGUGAGGGGAUGGGCAUCCGCCUUGAUGGUGCCUCGGCCUAUGCUGGGGCCAUCAUCUCCCCAUACUAUGACUCCCUCCUCAUGAAGGUCAUAUCAAGGGCCUCGGACCUCCAUGCCUCGGCCUCUAAGAUGAACCGUUCCCUCCGAGAGUUCAGAAUCCGUGGUGUCAAGACAAACAUUCCGUUCCUCCUCAACGUGCUAGAAAACCAGAAGUUCCUCAAUGGUACUAUCGACACCACCUUCAUCGACGAGAACCCUCAGCUCUUCCAGUUCCAGCCUUCACAGAACCGAGCCCAAAAGUUGCUGAACUACUUGGGCAACGUGCUGGUCAAUGGGCCCCUCACACCCUUGGCUACAGGGCUGAAGCCUGCAGAAAUGUAUGCCACAGUUCCAGAAACUCCACCAGCCACAGACCCUCCUCGUGGUUUCCGAGACGUCUUAUUGGCUGAGGGACCAGAGGGCUUUGCCAAGGCUGUCAGGAACCACAAGGGUCUCCUGCUCAUGGACACAACCUUCAGGGAUGCCCACCAGUCUCUCCUGGCCACAAGGGUCCGAACCCAUGACCUCCUAAAGAUCUCACCAUAUGUUGCACACAACUUCAGUGGACUCUAUUCCUUGGAGAACUGGGGAGGUGCCACCUUUGAUGUGGCACUCAGGUUCCUCCAUGAGUGCCCAUGGGAACGACUGGAGGCCAUGCGCAAGAAGAUCCCAAACAUUCCAUUCCAGAUGCUCCUGAGAGGGGCCAAUGGUGUGGGGUACACUAGUUACCCGGACAAUGCUGUGUACAAAUUCUGUGAACUGUCGGUAAAAGCAGGAAUGGACAUCUUCCGUGUGUUUGACUCCCUCAACUACAUGCCCAACCUGCUGAUGGGUGUGGAGGCUGUAGGCAGUGCAGGUGGUGUGGUGGAAGCUGCCAUCUCAUACUCUGGAGAUAUAUGUGACCCCAGCAAGACCAAGUACACCCUCCAGUACUACCUAGACUUGGCAGAGCAGUUGGUGAAGGCUGGAACACAUGUGCUUUGUAUCAAGGAUAUGGCAGGACUUUUGAAGCCUCAGGCGGCCAAGCUGCUCGUGUCUUCCCUGCGCGACAAGUACCCUGACCUGCCCAUCCACGUCCACACCCACGACACUUCAGGGGCAGGUGUGGCUUCCAUGCUGGAGUGUGCCUAUGCAGGUGCUGACGCUGUUGAUGUGGCUGUUGACUCCAUGUCUGGCAUGACCUCCCAGCCCUCCAUGGGUGCCGUGGUGGCCAGCCUGAUGGGCCAUGAGCUGGACACUGGCAUGAACCUCAGUGACAUCAGCCAGUACUCUGCCUUCUGGGAACAAACUCGCACCCUCUAUGCUCCCUUCGAGUGUGCCGUGACCAUGAAGUCUGGGAAUGCUGAUGUCUACCAGAAUGAAAUACCUGGAGGCCAGUACACAAAUCUGCAGUUCCAGGCCUUCUCCCUUGGACUGGGUGACCAGUUUGAGUCCAUCAAGAAAGCGUACCGAGAGGCAAAUCUUCUUCUUGGAGAUUUAAUUAAGGUCACACCUUCCUCAAAAGUUGUCGGGGACUUGGCCCAGUUCAUGGUCCAGAACAAACUCUCGGCAGCAGAUGUGGAGGCCAAAGCAGAGAACCUCAGCUUCCCCAAGUCCGUGAUAGAGUUCAUGCAGGGCUACUUGGGGGAGCCCUAUGGAGGGUUCCCGGAGCCUCUGCGCACCAAGAUACUAAUGCAUCGGACUAGUGGGCAGGCCAAAGAGGGUGAGAUGCUGAAGGGACUGCCCACCGUUGAUGGCCGGCCCGGGGCGCUGAUGGCCCCCAUGGAUUUUGCUGCCAUGAAAUCUGAGCUGAUUGAGGAGCACGGCCCUCGCAUCAGUGACUACGACACCGUCAGCUCAGCAAUGUACCCUAAGGUCACAGAUGAUUACCUCCGCUUCCGGGAAAAGUACGGGCCAGUGGACAAGCUGGACACUCGCAUCUUCCUCACUGGGCCAAAGGUUGGUGAAGAAUUUGAGGUGGAGAUUGAGAAGGGGAAGACACUGCACAUCAAGACCCUGGCCAUGGCUGAAGAUCUUAACGCCAAUGGAGAAAGGGAAGUCUUCUUUGAGCUCAAUGGUCAGCUGAGAUCCGUGAUGGUGCGAGAUCAAGAAGCAGUGAAGGAUCUGCAUGUGCAUCCCAAAGUUACGCCUGGUGUGAAGGGUGAGGUGGGGGCCCCCAUGCCCGGCACAGUGAUAGACAUCCAAGUGAAGGUUGGAGACACUGUGAAGAAGGGUUCCCCGCUGGUAGUGCUCUCAGCCAUGAAGAUGGAGAUGGUGGUGCAGGCGCCGUGUGAUGGAAAGGUUGCUUCAAUCAGCGUCACCAAGGACAUGAAGCUAGAAGGGAAUGACCUGGUGCUCUCUCUAGACCCUCAGUGAACAGUAAGAGUAAUGAAGAAUGGAAGUAUUGUUCAUGCCUGAAGGGUGUUUUAAGUAAGCACAAGGGGUGUGGAGCCGCCUCUCCCCGCCCACCCGGCCACCCAGCACACUCCACAACAACCUGCCCAAGACGUGUGUACAUGACUUGGGAUGCAUUCCUCAGCCUUCACCAGCACAGCAACCGCACCAACACAUUAUUGCCUCCAGGACGUAUUGAUUACCCCGAAAUUAUCUUUACUUUAGACCUAGCAUGUAAAAGCUGUUCAUUACUAAACGUAUUUUUAUAUUAAGUUUGUGUUAAAUAAUGCUUUCCAAUGCAAGUGUGGAUGGGACAAGCUGCUCGUGGCCCAGUCAGCCACUGGUGAGGAGCUUGUCGUGUGUGCCUGUACUCCUGAGGAUCCCCAAUGUCUUGCUCUCUUCAGCCACACUCUGCUCUCUCUCUCCUAGCUGUUUACGCUGUUCUCUCCUAUAGAUGAAUUACAGUAAAUAACUCAAAACACGCAAAAUUUUAAAAUUCAAAAAGGUGCACAUCACAAUAAAUACUAUAGCGAAGGAAUAAUAACUCUAUAUACUGUAAAAUAAAGAGAACAACUAAGACCUUCCAAGACUUGACACAUACCAUAAAAAUUACUGUUAAUCACUCCUAAUAGAGCAAGGGAACUUAUGCACAGGAGCACUCAAAACACUUUUAAACCUAAUUCUGAACUGGAGAAGCUGAGCAACCAGUGACUCCUCUUCAUUAUCCCAUAUGGUCAGUGAAGUCAUUACAAGACAUUCACUUAUUGCUUUGGAAGGGUAUUUGUUUCCUGUUAUUUUCAGCUGUUAUUUCCAGAAACCACAAAUGUUUAGAAACACGAUGAACUGGAGAGCAAAAUUACAGAUCAGCUAAUGUUAGUAUUCCUUUUGGGAUUAAUUUAAUAAAUUGUUUUGUAAAUAAACAUUGUUAAUCAACGAAUUGUCUUGAAAACUAUGCCUAAAUACCCGUUUACUCUAAAUUACAUAUGAGUGCAGCACUAUUGUGAUCUUGAAAAUCAAUUUAUUGUACUCUGAUUGCAGGUGGUGAAGGUUGUAAUACUGUAUGUGGUAAUUAGUACUGGUAAUCUAAUACAGAGUAUUUGUACAGACACAAAGCAUAUUUGUGAUACUUGUAAAAAUGUUUAGCAUCCAAAAGUU